UACAUUACCCAUCAGAAGCAACAACAACCUCGAAAUAAAAAAACCCAAAACAGAAAUUGGGUGUAAGAAUCAGAGACCUUAUGAAUAAAAUGAGAUUGGAAGAGAAGAUUGGCUAGAUGGUUUAGGUAGGGCACAGUGUGGCAACCCCAGAUGUGAUGCAGAAGUACUUCAUUGGGAGUGUACUGAGUGGUGGAAGGAGUGUACCUGCUCCAAAAGCUUCUCUUGAGGCUUGGCUUGAUGCGGUGAAUACCAUUCAAAGGAAUCUUUAUCUACUCGUCUUGGGAUUCCUAUGAUUUACGGUAUUGAUGUUAUUCAUGGUCACAACAAUCUCUACAAUGCCACUAUUUUUCCCCAUAACGUUGGACUUGGAGUGACUAGAGUUCCUAAGCUUAUUAAGAAGAUUGGAGAGGCAACUGCCCUUGAAGUCAGAGCAACACGAAUUCCUUAUGCCUUUGCUCCAUGUAUUGCGGUCUACAAAGAUCAGAGAUGGGGAAGGUGCUAUGAAAGCUAUAGUGAGGACCAUAGCAUUGUUCAAGCAACGACUGAGAUUAUUCCUAGUAAGGAUAACAAUUUGUACUCAUUUGAUUACCACUUUACCUACUUGUUAAAUUUGUCUUUGGUAUUUCCCCAAUCAUGCAUAUAUAUGCUAUGCUACAUCUGUGUAUGUUGUUAUAUGGUCUCUUUCUCCUUGGUAGACGUCCAAGGAGCUAGACAAAGGCAAUAUAGAACUGCCAGAGACGCCGAUGACAGCUUUAAGCUCAUGGCUUUGAGGACUGGAAUCCUCAUCGGAGGAGGACUCUAG
Messenger RNA from Humulus lupulus (European hop), 802 nucleotides. RefSeq lists its product as uncharacterized. The transcript has 5 exons. Gene Ontology annotation, biological process: glucan catabolic process. Lineage: Eukaryota; Viridiplantae; Streptophyta; Magnoliopsida; Rosales; Cannabaceae. Gene Ontology annotation, molecular function: beta-glucosidase activity. The record is from RefSeq and is a predicted model, not a curated record. Bases 290 to 802 code for a protein of 170 amino acids.